CCGGAAGGGACCGCAUUUCGCCUCGCUCCUCGACGUUUUCCCAAAGAGGCACCCGAGUUCCCGAGUCUUCUUCGAGCCUCCUUUCCUCCUCCUCCUCCUCCUCCUCCCGUCCCUGUUCCACGAUGCACGUCGUUCCGGGACCUUCUUUGUUUCUCCUCCUCGCCCUCUGCUGCCUCUCCGCUUGCGGAUGGCAAAUCAGGGAUAGGAUCGGCGAUAACGAGUUGGAGGAACGAAUAAUAUAUCCAGGAACGUUGUGGUGCGGGCAUGGUAACAAGGCGUCCGAUCCGAGCCAACUAGGCUGGUUAAAGCACACGGAUGCAUGCUGUCGAACUCACGAUAUGUGCCCCGACGUGAUGUCAGCUGGUGAAUCGAAGCACAAUCUGACCAACCCGGCCUCCCACACCAGGUUGUCGUGCGACUGUGACGACGAGUUCUAUACUUGUCUGAAAAAUUCGGGAGACACGAUUAGCGCGUAUUUCGUAGGAAAUAUGUACUUCAAUCUGAUAGACACGAAGUGUUACAAAUUGGAGCAUCCCGUCACCGGUUGCGGUGAGAAGGUCGAGGGUCGUUGCCUUCACUACACGGUGGACGAAAGCAAGCCGAAAGUCUACCAAUGGUUCGAUCUUCGCAAGUACUGAUAAAAUUGGGACGAGUUUCUUGUCUUGUAAUU
Molecule: messenger RNA, 670 nt
Organism: Apis florea (little honeybee)
Lineage: Eukaryota; Metazoa; Arthropoda; Insecta; Hymenoptera; Apidae
Gene: Pla2
Product: phospholipase A2
Biological process (GO): phospholipid metabolic process; arachidonate secretion
Molecular function (GO): A2-type glycerophospholipase activity
Source: RefSeq, a predicted model, not a curated record